AACUCAUCAACCAUGGACCCAAACAACAUCAAUCCUCAUGAGGUUGAGUUAAGAGAGCAAGACCGUUGGCUACCCAUAGCCAAUGUUGCUAGGCUUAUGAAAAACACUCUUCCUACCACUGCAAAGGUUUCCAAAGAUGCCAAAGAGUGCAUGCAAGAGUGUGUAUCCGAGUUUAUAUCGUUCAUCACCAGUGAAGCUAGUGAUAAAUGUUUAAGAGAAAAACGUAAGACUAUAAAUGGAGAAGACAUCUUAUUCCUGAUGCAUGACUUGGGAUUUGAAAACUAUGCGGAGGUAUUAAAAAUUUACCUUGCCAAAUAUAGAGAGCAACAGGCCAUGAAACAAGAACGUGGAGAGACUAGAGCAUCUAAACGACAACCUAAAAAUAAUAGUAUUAGCAGAGGAAGUGUUAAUGGUGGCACUGAUGACGUAGCGGAAGCUGCCGCAGCGGCAGCAGCUGUUUUGAUGCAAAAUUCACCAACACACAGCCUUUCAGCUACAUCCGACUCACCAUCUUUGGAUACUGUACUGCCAGUAGUACCAGGAACAACAGUACAACACAUGCAAUCAAACCCACACUCACAUUCUCUUCCUCAACUGGACCAUAAAUUUUUACAAGGAGAUGGUGAAUUUGACGAAGAUGAUUUAUCUGAAGCAGAUAACAAUAUUCAUAAUAACAACGCAACUCACAAUAAUAAGCACAUCGGUCACAUUCCAGAAGAUCUGGGGAUAAUAGACCAGAAUACAGAAAAUGGAGCUUCACACAGUCCUAUAGAUGAAUUUAGAUACGAAGAAUCUAAUGGCGGGCUUCACAAGAACAAUGGAGAUGAACAUAUUGAUGAUAAAGAGAAGACCAAGGAAGAUGGAUAUCCAUACGAAGAUUUCAUCAACGCAACAGGUGCUGAUUCAAUGCACCAUACACAGGGAGACCAUGUACAUCCGCAUCAUGGAAACGCUAUAGAUGAUCUUACCAACCACCUUACAGGAGAGCAACCUGAUAUCGACACUCUUACGGCAGAUAUCACCAAUACAGGGACAAAUGGAGGAUUCUUUUAG
This is a messenger RNA of [Candida] anglica, 1053 nucleotides long. The record is from the annotation of a GenBank genome assembly. NCBI's taxonomy places the organism in Eukaryota, Fungi, Ascomycota, Pichiomycetes, Serinales, Debaryomycetaceae.